CACAAGCUGUGUCAUGCUAGUGAAAGAGCUCACCCAAUCAUGUACCGUAGAACGUCCUACGUCACACCGUUCCUCGCCUUGAUAAAGGCGCACUUCGUAACAAUAAACAUCAUUCAUCACCCGACUGGCGGCCCGCUUACAUGGUGGCAGCGGUGCCCAGUCGAGAUGUCGAAACCGUCAACGCCGCCGAUGCCCCCAUUGCCGUCAACGCUGCUGCCGCCACCGAAGCCCCUGGACACCUCAGGCGACGCAUGGCUCGGAUGGAAAAAUUGGAAACGUGAGUUCGCCUUGUUUUCCACCGCUACGCAAUUGAGCAAUCAGCCAGAGGAAGUGCAGGCAGCAACCUUACUAAUAACAAUCGGAGAAGAAGCCAGAAAGGCGUACGAGACCUUUAAGUUCACAACAGAUGAAGAAAGAAACAGUGUAGAAGUACUGAUUCAAAAGUUCGAAGAAUACUACAAGCCCGCUACAAACCUGACUUUCCAGGAAUUCAGAUUUGGGUCAAGAGACCAAAAAGAAGGUGAACCUUUCAACGAAUGGUUAACAGAGCUAAGGAUUCUAGCUAAGAAUUGCGAAUUUGGAGAGCUAGAAGAUCGGAUGCUACGCAGCCGUAUCAUCCUAGGAGUUCGAGACAAGAGCCUGCAGCGGAAAUUACUUGUUGAAAACCCAACCUACGAAAAGACCGUUGAGCUGUGUCGCCUUCAAGAACAAGGGCAGGAAAAGUUCCGAGAGAUUACUGGAACAGCGCAAGGCGCAUCUGAGACAACUAUUAAUGCUGUUGCUGCGAAAAAGAGUCCCUGCUCUAGGUGCGGCUAUUUUACUCACCGCUGCGAAACCUGCCCAGCAAAAGGAAAAACGUGCAAGAAAUGUGGAAGGCUUAAUCACUUUGCUCAAGUGUGCAAGACGCCGGUACUUCAACAAAGCGCGAAUAAACCGAAGAAAGAACUACGCGCUCUGCACACCGAAAGUGACGAGGAAUUCUUUCUCGAAGCAUUAACGGUAAACUGGGUCGAGACCGACAAAUGGAGCGCGUCAGUUCACAUUGAGGGCAAACCAAUGGCGUGCAAGCUAGAUACGGGCGCUAACUGCUGCGUCAUAUCAAUGCAAGACGCCGUAAAGCUUUCAGAUAAGCCUCGGCAAGAGUGUCAAGUGACGCUAACUGCGUUUUUCGGAAACAAGACGACUGCUCACGAGAAAGUAAAAUUGCUUCUUUCCGCAAACGGCAGAGAGCACGAAGAACUCUUCUUUGUCGUAAAACAACAUGUGCCGAUCACCUUGAGCGGAUCCGUUGCCGAGCGCCUGGGACUUCUGUACCGGGUGCAGAAUGUUCAUCUAGACAACUUGUACCAAGCCGCACAACCUUUUGCAGAAGUUUUCAAAGGCCUUGGGCAAUUGAAAGAUGUCGAGUAUGAAAUGAAGCUGAAACCUGGAACUGUUGGAGUCGUCGUGCCGGCCAGGAGAGUUCCAGUUGCUCUUCAAGACAAGGUGAAGGCGGAACUUCAGCGCAUGGAAGAGCAAGGCGUCAUAACCAAGACAGAAGUCCGCUACCUAGGUCACAUCCUCACCACGAAAGGCCUGCGCCUGGACCCGGACCGCGUAAAGGACAUCCUGGAGAUGCCGCCACCCUCAAACACAUCAGAAACUCGCCUUAAGGACCUUCUUGGAGCAACCAAUGAGGACCCCGAACUCUCAAACCUGCGUGACUACGCGGAAUCAAGCUGGCCUGAUAACAAGCAAGACGUCCCAGAAAUCGUCCGUCCCUACUGGGCGUACCGCGAGGAGAUACACACUCAAGACGGCCUUCUGUUUCGCAGCAAUAAGAGAUGCUGUCCUCAAGUCUCCUGUGCAGAGGCUGAUGGGACGACAGACGCGGACGCUGCUACCAGUACCAACAAGCCACCUGGAGCCGGAGACUGUGCCAAGCAAAGCUGUCCACAACCGCCUCAAGGCGAUCCGGCAGCGGCAGAUGACCUUCUACAACCGCAACUCCCGAAACCUGCCGCCAUUGUCACCGGGGCAACAGGUCACGACGUACGACACACGCCAGCGAACCUGGUCGCCAGCCGUCAUCCUGAGACCAGCGGGCACCCCGCGUUCAGCGAUUUUUCAGACUGA
Ixodes scapularis (black-legged tick) is the source of this 2115-nucleotide messenger RNA. RefSeq lists its product as uncharacterized. The record is from RefSeq and is a predicted model, not a curated record. Bases 40 to 2115 code for a protein of 691 amino acids. The transcript has 4 exons. NCBI's taxonomy places the organism in Eukaryota, Metazoa, Arthropoda, Arachnida, Ixodida, Ixodidae.